Molecule: messenger RNA, 2121 nt
Organism: Xyrauchen texanus (razorback sucker)
Lineage: Eukaryota; Metazoa; Chordata; Actinopteri; Cypriniformes; Catostomidae
Gene: tspan14
Product: tetraspanin 14
Exons: 10
Coding region: 78-1139 (353 amino acids)
Biological process (GO): protein maturation; regulation of vascular endothelial growth factor signaling pathway; protein localization to plasma membrane
Cellular component (GO): membrane
Molecular function (GO): nucleic acid binding
Source: RefSeq, a predicted model, not a curated record
CGGUAGAGUGGAGUUUUCUCAAACUAGCCUACAACUACCAGACGGAGGCGUUGUGUGACAUAAACAAAGAGAAGAAGAUGCACUAUUACAGAUAUGAAAAUGCAGAGGUCAGCUGUUGCUACAAAUACCUCAUGUUCAGCUACAACAUUAUCUUUUGGCUGGCUGGAACAGCAUUCAUUGCAGUUGGCUUCUGGGCCUGGAGUGAAAAGGGUGUACUAUCAGAUCUGACACAAGUAACACGUCUACAUGGUUUUGACCCUGUUUGGGGCGUGCUUGUGGUGGGCACAGUCACAUUUGUUUUGGGCUUCGCAGGGUGUGUUGGAGCCCUCAGGGAAAACAUCUGCCUCCUUAAGUUUUUCUCUGGAGUCAUUGGGUUUAUCUUCUUCCUGGAGCUGACAGCUGCGGUGCUGGUAUUUGUUUUCCAGGGACAAGUAAGGGGAUGGAUCAAUGAUUUCUUCUUGGCCAAUGUAAAGGCUUACAGGGAAGAUAUUGACCUACAGAACGUGAUUGACUCCAUUCAGAGACUAAAUCAUUGCUGUGGAGCUAAAGACCCCAACGACUGGAAUCUGAAUGUGUAUUUUAACUGCUCAGUUAGUAAUCCCAGCAGAGAGAAAUGUGGAGUACCUUUUUCCUGCUGCCUAGGUGAUCCUGCUGAUACAGUGCUGAACACACAGUGUGGAUAUGAUGUUAGAUCAUCUGGCACAUUGUCCCAGUGGAGCAGCACUAUUUAUGUCAAAGGAUGUAUCACAGCUUUAGAGGACUGGCUUCCACGGAAUCUCUACAUUGUGGCAGGAGUCUUCAUAGUCAUAUCACUUCUACAGAUGGUGGGAAUCUUCUUGGCAAGGACGUUGAUUGGAGACAUUGAAAAGGAGGGACUGGUGCACUUUAUGAAAAUAGAUGGCAUCAUGAGGAAGGAAGAUAAUGUGGAUAUAUUGAAGCACCAUCUCAAGACAUCAGCCAGGAAGUUAAAAUUUGGUCGCAAAUGGGUCUUCCAAAUGGACAGUGACCCCAAGUAUACCUCCAAAGUUGUGGCAAAAUGGCUUGAGGACAACAAAGUCAAGGUAUUGGAGUGGCCAUCACAAAGCCCUGACCUCAAUCUGAUUGAAAAUUUGUGGGCAGAACUGAAAAAGCGUGUGUGAGCAAAGAGGCCUACAAACCUGACUCCGUUACGCCAGUUCUGUCUGAAGGAAUAGGCCAAAAUUCCAGCAGCUUUUUGUGAGAAGCUUGUGGAAAGCUACCCAAAAUGUAUGAACCAAGUUAAAGAAUUUAAAGGCACUGCUUCCAAAUAGUAACUAAGUGUAUGUAAACUUCUGACCCAUUGGGAAUGUGAUGAAAGCAAUAAAAGCUGAAAUAAAUAAUUCUCUCUACAAUUAUUCUGACUUUUCACAUUCUUAAAAUAAAGUAGUGAUCCAAACUGACCUAAGACAGGGAAUGUUUUCUAUAAUUAAAUGUCAGGAAUUGUGAAAAACUGAGUUUAAUUGUAUUUUGCUAGGUGUAUGCAACUUCUAACUUCAACUGUAUUUUAUCUUUUUAUUGGAUUGCAUCAACAGAACAUAAUCUGUUAAUGUUGUAAAAAAGAUGUAAUUAUUAUCAAGAACAAAAGCGGCUUGGACAACCAAAUUUUAAUUACUGAAACAUCUGUAUGGUCCCCUUGCACACUUUCCACAACAGCGUGUCAAGUCUUUUCUGUUGAUUACUGAAUUAAGAAAUGGUACAAAAGCACAGUUUGUUCAAAGAGGGUGGGGUGACAUACUUUAGCUUUUGAAGUAUGUUUCUACAGUAAUUGUUCAUUGGAUAAAACAGCAUAAAUCAUCUCCAUUUAUAGAAAGUUUGUCUAACUGUGGACAGAUGAAUAUCUGUCUCUUCAAGAUAUCUCUUUCCAGCUUUAUGCAAUGCAACAAUUCUUGAUCGUAAGUCUUCAGAGAUCUCUUUUGUAUUUUUUAUGCUUUUUACAAGUCAAAAUAGCUCUAACCCACACCUCCAAUCUCUACAUUUAUUGGAUGCUAGCUUUGCCAACUCCUGACUCUAAUUAGCUUUUGUUUAACCUAGAGCAGUGAUUUCCAACCCCCCCCCCCAAUACUACUUUUUGGGUAUCUCCCUAAUCAGACAUGCCUGAUUCAA